AUGGACAAGCUGCAGACGGUGCUGAUCGCUAAUCGAGGAGAAAUAGCCGUCCGAAUCUGCAGGACAGCGAAGAAGCUUGGUGUGAAGACUAUCGCAAUCUAUUCAGAAGCUGAUGCGGCAUCACAGCAUGUCCGAGAUGCCGACGAGGCUGUGCUCUUACCGGGAAGCAAUGCGACCGCCUACACGGAUGAAGAUGCAAUCCUUAAGAUUGCGAAAGAGAAGAGCGCAGAUGCUGUAAUUCCCGGCUAUGGCUUCCUCUCAGAGAACGCACCGUUCGCGCGACGCGUGAGCGACGCAGGUCUUGUGUGGGUGGGACCGUCACCAGAGGCAAUCGAAUCGUUCGGCGUGAAACACACAGCAAGAGACUUAGCAGCCAAAGCCGAUGUUCCUAUCGUGCCUGGUACCAAAGGCCUCGUCGAAGAUGAAGAAGAGGCUGCGAAGGAGGCAGAGCGUAUCAGCUUUCCUGUCAUGCUGAAGGCGACCGGAGGCGGUGGAGGGAUGGGUCUCAUCACAUGCGACAACGUCAAAGAAAUGCGGGAAGGCUUCAAGAUGGUGCAAUCAAGGGGGCAAACACUGUUCAAGAACCCCGGGGUCUUUAUCGAAAAAUACUUUCCCGCUAGCCACCACAUUGAAGUUCAAGUCUUCGGCAACGGGCUCGGUCAGGCUAUCCACUUUGGUGAGCGUGAGUGCUCGAUCCAGAGGCGGCACCAGAAGGUUAUCGAGGAGUGCCCGAGCCCCUUUGUGGAAAGACAUCCUGAGCUCCGACAGAAGUUGGGCGCUGCUGCCGUUCGAUUAUCAGAAUCGAUCAAGUAUGGCUCCGCUGGAACCGUUGAGUAUCUAAUGGACGAUCAGACAGGCGACUUCUUCUUCCUCGAGAUGAACACUCGUCUCCAAGUAGAGCACGGAAUUACCGAACUCUGCUACAAUGUUGAUCUUGUAGAAUUGAUGCUGAGACAGGCAGAUGCUCAGCUUACUGGCAAGGGCGGCCUUGACGGAUCAGAGCUGAAACAAAUGCAGCCGUCAAAGCCCUCUGGAGCCGCAAUCGAAGCGCGUGUCUACGCCGAGAAUCCUCUUAGGGACUACGCACCAUCACCAGGCUUGCUGCAAAAAGUGGAAUGGAAGGACGUGCCUGGCAGCCGUGUCGACACCUGGGUCUUUACAGGGUCUCGCAUAACACCCAACUACGAUCCAUUGAUCGCAAAAGCCAUGGCUCAUUCGCGAUCUCGAGAUGAGACCAUCUCACGGAUGAAAGAGCUUUUGACGAACUCGGUGAUCUCGGGGCCACCUACUAAUCUGGAGUUCCUGGUACAAAUACUGGAUGACUCAAGGUUCGCUUCAGGAGAGACAAUGACUACCUUCUUGAAAGAUUUCGAGUUCGCACCGCACGCGAUAGACGUCAUAUCAGCUGGUGCUUACACGCUCAUCCAGGACCUUCCAGGGAGACCGACAGUUGGCAAGGGCAUACCCCAUUCUGGACCCAUGGAUCCCAUGGCUUUCCAGAUUGCGAAUAUGCUAGUUGGGAACCCUCGCGGCACAGAGGGCCUGGAGAUCACGCUCAGUGGGCCUGAUUUACGAUUCGUGGGGCCAGCCAUCGUCGCUCUGUGUGGUGCGCCAAUGGAAGCGACCUUGGAUGGAGAUGACUUUCCAAUGUGGACCAGCGUCAAGAUCGGGGCUGGGCAAAGACUCAAGAUUGGCAAGACCAUCGCUGGAGGUUGUCGCUCAUAUCUCGCCAUCUAUGGUGGGCUGCCAGCAGUAGCUGAAUACUUCGGCUCAAAGUCAACAUCUCCCUUGGUUGCAAUCGGUGGGUACCAAGGUCGACAACUUGCACCAGGAGAUCUACUCCAAAUCAAGGCAGACCUACCGAGUAAAAUCGAGAUUGUGGCCCUUCCAGAACGUCUUCGUCUCAGCUACAAGACUGACUGGGAGAUCUCAGCGAUGGUAGGGCCACACGAUGAAGGGUACUUCGCGCCAGAAGACAUCAAGAUGAUCUAUGAUACGAAGUGGAAGGUCUCCCACAACGCAUCUCGAAGUGGAAUCAGACUGGUUGGGCCGGUACCUAAAUGGGCUCGAAAAGAUGGUGGAGAAGGUGGAGCACAUCCAAGUAACCUUGUGGAGUACGGAUACCCUUUGGGCACACUGAACUGGACUGGUGAUGAUCCAUGUAUUUUCCCUGUUGACUGUCCAAACUUUGGCGGUUUCACCAGCAGUACAACAGUAAUCAGGGCCGAUUGGUGGAAGCUUGGGCAGUUGAAGGCCGGGAAUACGCUGAAGUACGUCAGGGUCGGGCUUGAAGACGCACUGAAGAAGAGGAAGCGUAACGACAAAUUCCUGGACUCAAUUGAGCAGGCCGUUCAGACGCAGAGUGGGUUUCAACAGAUCAGCAACCUGCAAGCUGGACAUGUUGACUUUCAUGAAUGCAAUAUUGGAAAGGCGAUAAUCUGGGAGAGAGCUGCAACAGCCGACACACCUCAAGUACGGUAUCGCCAGGGCGGCGACGAUCACCUUCUCGUUGAGUAUGGCAACGAAGAGUUUGAUCUCAACCAUCGAUGCCGUGUUACCGCGCUCGAGAAGGCGUUAAAUUCUCUAGAUACACCAGGAGAAGUCAAGGACAAUCUCUACAACACGGUCGGCUGUUGUACAACACUUCUGAUAUACUACAACGGCGCUAAGUUACCUCGUACUGAGCUUGUGUCGCAUCUCCAGAAGCUCGAACAAAGCUUUGGCGAUCUGCGUUCAACAAAGGUGCCUACACGAAUCUUCAUGCUUCCCAUUAGCUUCGAGUCUAAGCUCCAAGACGACGCCACUCAGCGCUACAUGACCAAUCAACGUCCACACGCUCCCUACCUUCCUGACAACUUAUCGUUCGUUGCGAAGAACAACGCCUUCACUCCGCAACAGCUGAAAGACAUCUACCUAACUGGGCAGUUCAUGGCGGUCGUGGUAGGCUUCUUUUGCGGAAACACUGUAUCACUUCCAGUUGAUCCUCGACAACGUAUGAACGCGCCGAAGAUGAACCCUUCGCGCGUGUUCACGCCAGAAGGUACGGUGGGCUGGGCAGGAAGCUGUAUGAGCAUCUACCCAGUCGAUUCGCCUGGAGGAUAUCAAAUGACUGGCCGAACCAUUCCGUGCUUUGAUUAUUACGCACAGAAGCCAGGCUUUGAGAAGCCUUGGAUCUUUAGGGAUUUCGACAUCCUGACUUUCUAUCAGGUCAGUGAACAGGAGCUUGACGACUUGCUUGGCAAGUUCAGAGCCGGCAAGUUCACAUUCGAGUAUGAGGAUGUCGAAUUUGACAUGGCAGAUCACAACAAGAUGCUACAGGAUAGCGCCGAGGAAGUCAAGAAGAUUCGCGCAGAUCAAGCUAAAGCUCAAGAGGAGAUGACACGAGCUGAAAACGAGUCGUUCGAGCGUUGGCAAAGAGAGAAGGCCGAGAAUCAGGUCGAUGAGUCUACCAUCGAAAAACUUCUCGACGAUCCUAGCAUCAUCUCUGUUGAAGCUCCUGUAGACGCCAAUGUGUGGAAAGUGGAAGUGAAGGAGGGCGAAACUGUUGGGGAAGGGAGUGUUAUUGUCAUCCUCGAGGCUAUGAAGUUAGAAAUUGCAGUCAAAACCCCUGAUGCAGCAACCGCAGAGAACGCUAAGCUACGAGUAGAGAGAUUGCUUGUCAAACCAGGUGACACAGUAACAGCUGGCGGGCAUCUUGCCCUGCUGAAGAAGGAGUAG
Messenger RNA from Ascochyta rabiei, 3717 nucleotides. Its product is annotated as Urea carboxylase. The record is from RefSeq and is a predicted model, not a curated record. The transcript has 5 exons. Gene Ontology annotation, molecular function: ATP binding; metal ion binding. Bases 1 to 3717 code for a protein of 1238 amino acids. Lineage: Eukaryota; Fungi; Ascomycota; Dothideomycetes; Pleosporales; Didymellaceae.